GCACAGCAGCCCCUCCCCUCACUGUGCAGUAACUCCCAAACAGACCGAUCUAAUGGCAGCUCUCUGAAAACCCCUGUCUGUGUCGUUUUGUAUCACGAUGGCUGUGGAUUCAUUAUCUCCGGAUUGGGAGUUUGAUCGCUUUGAUGACGGGUCACAAAAAAUUCACACAGAAGUGCAGGUUAAAAACUAUGAGAAGUUCUUAGAGGAAUAUACCGCUCAGCUCCAGGGAAUUGAAGAAGCACUGGACGACUCUGUUGGAGAUGUAUGGGACUUCACUCUGGACCCUAUCGCUUUGAAGCUCCUGCCGUAUGAACAGUCCUCACUGCUGGAGCUCAUCAAGACUGAUAAUAAGGUGCUUAAUAAAGUUAUCACAGUGUAUGCAGCUCUUUGCUGUGAAGUUAAAAAGCUGAAAUAUGAGGCUGAAACCAAGUUCUACAAUGGCUUGUUGUAUUACGGUGAAGGAGUGUCAGACACUAGUGUGGUGGAGGGAGAGUCUCAGAUUCAGAUGGGCCGCUUCAUUUCCUUCUUACAGGAGCUGUCUUGCUUUGUGUCGCGCUGCUUUGAAGUGGUAGUCAACAUGGUUCACCAGCUGGCUGCUUUGUACAUCAGCAACAAGAGUGCGACAAAAAUUAUUGAGUCCACAGGUGUACACUUCCAGACAGUGUACGAGCAUCUGGGAGAACUUCUGGUGGUCCUCAUCACCCUUGAUGAGAUCAUGGAGAACCAUGCCACACUGAAAGAUCACUGGAGGAUGUACAAAAGGUUACUGAAAUCUGUCCAUCAUAACCCAGCUAAGUUUGCCAUUCCAGAGGAGAAACUAAAACCCUUUGAGAAGCUUUUACUGAAGCUAGAGGGGCAGCUGUUGGACAGCAUGAUUUUUCAGGCUUGUGUGGAGCAGAGGUUUGAUGACCCAGGAGAAGGUGUAUCGGUUUCUAAAAACAGUGCCUUUGCAGAGGAAUUUGCGUAUAAUAUCAGAACCAUAUUUGCCAACGUUGAAUCGAAGAUUGGAGAGCCGUCAGAGAUUGAUCAGCGGGAUAAAUAUACAGGCGUAUGUGGCCUCUUUGUGCUCCACUUCCAUAUCUUCAGGGCUGUCGACAAGAAGAUCUACAAAUCUCUGCUGGAUGUGUGUAAAAAGGUCCCUGCAGUGACAUUAGCAGCUAAUAUAAUCUGGUUCCCAGACACAUUUCUGUUAAGCAAAGUCCCUGCGGCAGCUAAACUGAUGGACAAGAAGAGCAUCCAGAGCCUCCGCAGCAGCAGAGAUGCAUUCCUGCUGCAAAAAGCGCAGACACUAAUGAAGGACAUGCAGUCCUACUAUAUAUUUGUCACCUCCUGGAUGAUGAAGAUGGAGUCUAUAUUAUCAAAAGAACCGAAACCAGACAAACUGUCUGAGGAUUUGAGCAACAGGUGUAAUAUCUUUGUGCAGGGAGUCCUGUAUGCUUACAGCAUCAGCACCAUCAUCAAGACUACUAUGAACAUGUACAUGUCCAUGCAGCGGCCCAUGACCAAGACCUCAGUGAAAGCCCUGUGCCGAUUGGUGGAGUUGUUAAAAGCUGUGGAGCACACGUUCCACCGGCGCUCGCUGGUUGUAGCAGAUUCUGUGUCUCACAUCACGCAGCAGCUGCAGUCUCAGGCUCUGGCCUCCAUCUCUACUGCUAAGAAACGCGUGAUCUCUGAUAAGAAGUACAGUGAGCAGAGGCUGGAUGUGCUGUCGGCUCUGGUUCUGGCUGAGAACACUCUGAACGGGCCCAGCACCAAAGAGAGGAGACUGAUCGUGUCUCUGGCUCUCAGUGUUGGCACUCAGAUGAAAACUUUCAAGGAUGAGGAGCUCUUGCCUUUACAGCUUGUGCUGAAAAAGCUAGAUUUAAUCAGUGAAUUAAGAGAGCGAGUCAAAGUGCAAUGCGACUGCAGUUUCCUGUACUGGCAUCGUACAGUUUUUCCUAUCUACCUGGAUGACGUGUACGAAAACGCUGUGGAUGCGGCCAGAAUUCAUUACAUGUUCAGUGCGCUCAGAGACUGUGUGCCCACCAUGUUGCAUGCCAAACACAUGGAGUCCUGUGAUGAACUGCUGGAGUGUUAUGACACUGAGAUCAUGGAAAUCCUCAAUGAGCACUUGCUAGACAAGCUGUGUAAGGAGAUCGAGAAGGACCUGCGCUUGUCUGUGCACACACACCUCAAACUGGACGAUCGAAACCCUUUCAAAGUGGGCAUGAAGGAUAUGGCUCAUUUUUUCUCUCUCAAACCCAUUCGCUUCUUCAACCGUUUCAUUGACAUCAAAGCUUAUGUGACUCACUAUCUAGACAAGACGUUUUACAACUUGACGACUGUGGCUCUUCAUGACUGGGCCACGUACAGCGAGAUGAGGAACCUCGCCACACAGCGCUAUGGUUUGGUGAUGACUGAGGCGCAUCUUCCCAGCCAAACUCUGGAACAGGGCCUGGACGUCCUGGAGAUUAUGAGGAACAUUCACGUCUUUGUCUCGCGCUACCUAUACAACCUAAACAACCAGAUCUUCAUUGAGAGAACCAGCAACAACAAGCACUUAAACACCAUUAACAUCCGCCACAUUGCCAACUCCAUUCGCACUCAUGGAACCGGUAUCAUGAACACAACGGUGAACUUCACGUAUCAGUUCCUCCGAAAGAAGUUCUACAUCUUCAGUCAGUUCAUGUAUGACGAGCACAUCAAAUCCAGACUCAUCAAAGACAUCCGCUUCUUCAGGGAAACCAAGGAUCAGACCGACCAAAAGUACCCCUUUGAGCGAGCAGAGAAGUUCAACCGUGGCAUCAGGAAGUUGGGUCUUACUCCAGAUGGUCAGAGCUACCUGGAUCAGUUCAGACAGCUCAUCAGUCAGAUCGGCAAUGCAAUGGGUUAUGUGCGCAUGAUUCGGUCCGGAGGGCUGCACUGCUGCAGCAGCGCUAUCAGGUUUGUUCCUGAUCUGGAGGACAUCGUUAACUUUGAGGAGCUUGUUAAAGAGGAAGGCCUUUCUGAAGAGACGCAGAAAUCCGCCAGCCAACUGGACUGUGUGCUUAGUGACCUGACCAGUAACUCGGCUGAAGGAACGGAGUACUUCAAGAUGCUGGUGGGCGUUUUCGCACCAGAGUUUCGCACCGUCAAGAACAUGCACUUGAGGAACUUCUACAUGAUAGUUCCUCCUCUGACGGUAAAUUUCGUGGAACAUUCCAUCAGCUGCAAAGAAAAACUAAACAAGAAGAACAAAGUGGGAGCUGCGUUUACAGACGAUGGUUUUGCCAUGGGAGUCGCCUACAUCCUGAAGCUUCUGGACCAGUAUCAGGAGUUUGACUCUCUCCACUGGUUCCAGGCUGUGAGGGAGAAGUACAUGAAGGAAAUGAACGCGGUGGUGAAGGAGCAGAACGUUCAGUCCACCAGCCAAGACGAGAAGCUCAUGCAGACCAUGAACCUGACCCAGAAGAGACUGGACGUCUAUCUGCAGGAGUUCGAGCUGCUCUAUUUCUCUCUGAGCAGCGCUCGGAUCUUCUUCAGAGCUGAUAAAACGGCAGCCGAGGAGACCCAGGAGAAGAAAGACAGAGAAGAAGUUGCCAAAACUGGUCCAGGUUCCUCAACGAUCGAGGGUUCUCCUGGGGAAAGCAGUGCCAAGUGAAACUACAAAGGAUCUUGAAUGAUAUAAAUCACUUGAACAGCAUGGCCUCGCUCCAGAUGAGGUUAUAAACAUUGACCCUCCAGACACCAUACUUGUUUUGGAGUCUGUAGAGAUGCUCUGCCACCUGCACUCAUUCAACUAAAACUGAGUGUGGAUUUGGACCAACGCUUUGGUUUUAGAUCAUGAUUGUUUUAUGUAUCGUCAACGAUGUUCAACAACUGCCUUGUCAAGCAUUAUGCGUUCAUGUAAAUUCAAGAUAUGUGAUUGGUAGAUG
Carassius carassius (crucian carp) is the source of this 3893-nucleotide messenger RNA. It is a transcript of the gene washc4, whose product is annotated as WASH complex subunit 4. Gene Ontology annotation, cellular component: endosome; WASH complex. Lineage: Eukaryota; Metazoa; Chordata; Actinopteri; Cypriniformes; Cyprinidae. Gene Ontology annotation, biological process: endosome organization; endosomal transport. The record is from RefSeq and is a predicted model, not a curated record. Bases 98 to 3619 code for a protein of 1173 amino acids. The transcript has 33 exons.